AUGAAUACUGUUUCAAUAUGUGCGCUGUUGUUGGCGCUGGCUCUGAGCGUCACGAAUGGAAAAAUAGUGAAAUCUUCAGUGUCUAAUUUAAUUUUCAUGUCGCCAGAAACUGAUCCAUAUGUUGAUAGUUACAUGACAACAAUCGCAAGUAUGAGUACAAGGGAAAUGAUGAAUUUACCCAAAUUAAGUGAUUCUGAAUUUUUGGACCAACUGACACGUGGAUACGAUGCAAUUCCAAUAUUGAGACAAGAUUCUAAUUCUACAAAAUUAUUUGAUCUAUCUAUUGAUGAACCAAUGGAAUUUCAACCAGAUUUGGAAAAUGAAUGGGAAGAACUUAUGGAUGCAGGCCCAUCCAGUAUUAAUUUAAUGGGCUCGGUGAUGGCUAUUGCCAGUAAAAAAGACUUUCCUCUCAGAGUCGAUUUUAACUAUACGCAUCUUAAGUAUCCUGGCUCUUUUCAAACCACACUUAUGCAGGUUUCUCAUACUAUGUACAGAGCAUUGUAUAGCGCUCAUACAAAUAUGGGAAUCAUUCAAAUAAAUAUGCGCGAGAUUCCGGCACUCUUGAAAACAGCGGUCAAGCUCAUUACUCAAGCGUCGACCUCAUUGAACAAGGCAAUGCUACCUCGAACAUUGGCAAGCAUUGGUCGAUUUACCAAUGAAAGUGCUGCUGCUGCCCGUGCGUCACUUGAUCAUUUCGAAAUUCUUCAAGCGCUUCUGCAAGAAGUUCUUGAGGUGACUACUUUAACGGGUAGCCACAAUAAAUACAUAGCCGAAGAACUAGCAACCGAAGCUAACGGAAUAAGAGAAGAAACAAAAGAAAUGGAUAAAACUGUUGCUAAUAUAGCGGCACACUAUGACGCUGCUAGAAAAGAUUUGGAGAAGGCUCGACAAGAUUACCAUGUUGCUAUGAUGUAUCUGCCAGGUGCUGGUUGGGAUUCUCAUGCAUGGAAUGUUUAUGCUUCUCAACGGCCUGCUGAAACCUGCAGUCGCACUUGGUACGGUAAACGUCGUUGUAGAUCUCUUCGUGAUGAGCAAUUUCAACAAUACACCGCUGAAGCACGACACAAAGCUCAACAAGCUCUGAAUUUACUCCAAACAGCAGAGACACACAAUAAAAAUAUCUAUGAUCAACAAAUGAAAAAACAAGAUGAAUUGAGUUUAGCCAUUAGUAAUUUAGCAAAGCUUAAUUUGAAUGAACUAUCUGUCAAUGAAACAAUAAAAAUUUUACUUGAUGCCACAAAAAAUAUUGCACUGAUUCAACGUCAAUGGGGUCGUAUCACUCGAUUUUUCAGUACUCUUACCAUCAAUACAGAACACACACAGAAGGUAAUUUUGCAAGAUUUUCUUGGUGCCAUUUCCGAUGUUGAACUUAUGGGAAGGCCGUUAGAUCCAAUUGAUCAAACACUUUUUCUUGUAUUAUUAGUGGAGUCGGUAACAGACAUUGAUCGCGAUUCUCACCUACUUUUUCUUAUGUCUAAAACUUACUCAGAUGUAUCAAAGAAGUACAUGAUAGAUCAGAUAGCAGGAUUGGCCGGCGCUCUAGCAAUACAAAGUAACGAUGAACGCGAUAUCUAUGUAAAAGAGGUAGCUAACAAAAGCAAAACAAUAUCAAAUCAAGUUAAAGAGUUAGCAACUGAACGACACAAAGACUAUGAAAUGACGAACCUUUUUCGUCAGCAACAAUAUAUGCAAUAUAUUCAAGAAGGAAUGCUACAAGAAUUGAAUAAUCUCGAUGGAAUGGGAAUUGGACGACGUUGA
This is a messenger RNA of Rotaria socialis, 1758 nucleotides long. The record is from the annotation of a GenBank genome assembly. Lineage: Eukaryota; Metazoa; Rotifera; Eurotatoria; Philodinida; Philodinidae.